AUGCACCCUAAGCAUACUCCACUCAACCAUUCAUUUGUGCAAAAUCAAAACCAUCAAAACCUUCAACAUCACAAUCAAAACCAGCGAAUCAAAGAUUCUGUAGUAUACCAACAAGGACCCUUGCUAAUGGCUAAUCAGUAUAUGAAUUCACAGGCUGGGUAUUAUUCGCAGCAAACGACAAUGAAUGCUCCGCCAACUCCUUUCGACACGGCUUAUGGUGUGACGCUCUUGCCAUCACAUCUUUUAAUGGGCUCACCGUUUGUCUGCUCACCGGAUCUUUUCCAACAAGGACAUCAACAGCAAAAUCAUCACCAUCGCCAACCAUACAAUCACUACAAGCUGACGCCUUCUUCCAACAGAAGUAAUUCGAAAAUGGCCAAUGGGUUUCCACCUCCACCGGCGUUAAAUGCACCUCCAGCUUCAAGAAGUGUGAUUAAUAGUCGUCACAAUAGUUACUAUCAGUUAGUUCAAGGAUCUGCUAAUUCGAAACUUUUUAAAGAGCCAUUCAUGAUUACGUAUACGGUAUUACCUAAGGGAAACGAUGAAUACAGGACGAGGUCUUUAUUAUUUGAGCACGUUAGCACUUCGGUAGACUUACAUUCCUUUGUCAGUAAGUAUUCGAAAUACGGACCAAUAGAAAGUAUUUAUCUUUUCAAAGAUAGCAAAGAUGAUAGUAAAAACUCAAUAUUGUUGAGCUUUUUAUCAAGUAAGACUUGCUUGGAUUCGUAUAAUAGUGUUUUGAGGAGACUUUCAGAAUUUAAGAGUGAAUUAAACUCGAAAUUUUUAACUUUGAGCUUCGUUUCAUUGAAAUACAGACUUCAAGAUAAUUUUGGUGAAAUUAAAGUCAAAAGUGGGAAUUCCAUUGAAGAAGACAAAGGAGAAAAUGGUGAUUCUUUAAGUGAUGCGCUCAACGUUACUGCAGCCGCUUCGUUGCAUUAUGAUAUUAUUAAUAGAGGUGCUACAAGAUCUAUUGCCAUUUCUCUUGAAUCACCAUGUAGAAAAGAAGAACUUUUUGAUAAAAAACUUGAUUUUUUGAACAGGAAGAAAAAUCAAAAUAAGAGAUAUGUAUUAGAAUCUGUCGAUUUGGUCAUUGCAAAAGAAGCAACUAGGCACUUUCCUCAAAACUAUGUUAUCCUUACCUUUUUGAACAUUACCAUGGCAGUUGAAUUACUGGAUUAUGUAAGGUUGAAUGCUACAAAGUUCGGAUUUGAAAAAUGCUUCUUCGUAUCGGUGCUACCUCAAAAACCUACGGAUGGACCCCAGGGCAACUCGUCUUCAAUCUCCAUACAUGGGAAAUCUAUUGAUAAUAUCGGUAUCAACUAUGGAAGCAAAAACGCUAGUCUAAGUAGUCUGGAUUCCUCGGGUUCUUUUGUCUCUUUGAAUCAAGAAAUCGAAUCGCUAUCAAAUAAAUUACAGGGCAUUCAGUUAGUCACACAUACCAUUGAGAUUAAAAUAGAGAACUAUCCGGAACCUUUUUUUGCCGAGCAUGAUGAUCAUGUACCAUAUGUUAGUAUAAGUGAAGUGGCUUCUCUAGAUUUCCAAUUAUCGGAGGCACGUCCGCAGGAAAUGCAAUUAAACGAAAGUGCAUUUUUAUCUAGAGAAUCAAGCAUUAGCAACGAUGCUAGCUUCUCGCCGCAAAAUCAUAGUCGUCAAUCUUUAGGCUCUCAAGCAUUGCCUAUUCAAGCUCAAAUGCCAGUUGAUGCAAUUAACUCAGCUUAUUAUAUGGAUUCGCCCAACUUAGGGCAGUCUAUGACAAAACCAAUAACUCAAAGCUUGCAAAGACAAUAUGCAAGUUCCGUCGAAGUGGCAUCACUGAUGGGUGGUGGAGUAGGAAACAGAACGAUUUACAUAGGGAAUGUUCAUCCUCGUUCUAAACCUGAAGAUGUUUGUAAUGUGGUUCGAGGAGGCGUGCUUCAAAACGUUAAGUUUAUCAAAGAAAAGCAUAUAUGUUUCGUUACGUUUAUCGAGGCUUCCAGUGCUGUUCAAUUCUAUACAAAUGCUUUCAUCGAUCCAAUAGUAUUACAUGGCAAUAUGUUGAAGGUUGGCUGGGGACAUCAUUCAGGAGCAUUGCCGAAAUCUAUUGCAUUGGCUGUAACUGUUGGUGCAAGUAGAAAUGUCUACGUUAGCUUACCUGAAUACUCUUUCAAGGAUAAAUAUAUCAACGAUCCGCAAUAUAAAGAGUAUCAUGAGAAGUAUACAAUACCAACUGAAAAACAGCUUCGCGAAGAUUUCAGUCAGUAUGGUGAUAUAGAGCAGAUCAAUCAUCUAAGUGAUGGCCAUUGUUGUUGGGUAAACUUCAUGAACAUCUCUGCCGCCAUAAGACUUGUAGAAGAGGUCAACAAUGAUGUCGGAGAGAAAUUUCAUAAGAAGUUUGAUAACCGCUAUACUGGCUUGAUCAUCGGUUAUGGUAAGGAUCGCUGUGGGAAUGUCAACAAAAAUCUGGUGGCCGGAAAAAACUCAAGAUUUUACAAGAAAGUUAAAAAACCAAGUUUCAACAUCAGAUUAAACAAAAUGGAAGAAGAAAGAAGGCUUAAUGAAGAAGCGCUGAGAAACCAGCAUAAAAAUAAUAGUGACCAAAUAUUACAAUUCGACUCCCUUGGAAUUACACUUGACAGUAGUAGCAUCAAGAAUUCACCACACACCAACCAAAAUAACUUCGAUACUUCCAAUGGUAAGGCUGUUGAGCAGCAUGCCAGUGAAAAUUCCGAUCAGGAAGGAGAAGAGCUGUUGAAAUUGAGUAAUGAAAGUGAACUUUCAAAUGGAUUAGAACCUUCUAGUCCGAAUUUAAGGAUUUCCUCAGAGCGGAAUACUGAACAAGAAACGGCUUCUGGCAGAGUGGAAGAUAGCGAUGAUGGAUCCGUAAACUCAGAAGUAUCAACAGAUAUUGAACUAAUUAUUCAUACACCCAUCGAUGAAAAGACUGAAUUUGAAUUGGGAAAUUUUGACGACCCAGAUGAAAAACAACUUCAACCGAAACUUGAAGGUGGAAAAGUACAAUUAUCAAAACAAAAGUACAUAGCUUCGUCUUUUGACGUUCCGUCAGUUAAUUCUAAUCCACCGAUCGCACCUGCUACAAUAUCUCGCAACUAUUCACUAAUGGUCAAAAAUCAAAAUAGGAUCUCGACUGAGCCACAUCAAAGUUCGGAGCAGGAUAAAUCUCAAAAGCAAUAUCAAAACGGCCAUAAACACACUAUUCGAAAUAAUAUUAAAAGCCGGCCCCGAAAAAAUUCUAAGAAGCGCGAUGCUAAAACGAUUCCUGGGUCAGAUGUCAUGGCCCAAUAUCUAGCCCAACUCCAACAUUCAACCUUCAUGUACGCCGCAAAUGUUUUAGGCGCCACAGGAGAAGUAGACAAGGAUUGUAUUGACGACAGUAGCAGUUAA
Messenger RNA from Zygotorulaspora mrakii, 3381 nucleotides. RefSeq names its product Nab6p (gene NAB6). Lineage: Eukaryota; Fungi; Ascomycota; Saccharomycetes; Saccharomycetales; Saccharomycetaceae. The transcript has a single exon. Gene Ontology annotation, molecular function: mRNA binding. Gene Ontology annotation, cellular component: cytoplasmic stress granule. Bases 1 to 3381 code for a protein of 1126 amino acids. The record is from RefSeq and is a predicted model, not a curated record.